Molecule: messenger RNA, 2275 nt
Organism: Culex pipiens pallens (northern house mosquito)
Lineage: Eukaryota; Metazoa; Arthropoda; Insecta; Diptera; Culicidae
Gene: mats
Product: MOB kinase activator-like 1
Exons: 3
Coding region: 656-1378 (240 amino acids)
Biological process (GO): hippo signaling; positive regulation of protein phosphorylation
Cellular component (GO): cytoplasm; nucleus
Molecular function (GO): protein kinase activator activity
Source: RefSeq, a predicted model, not a curated record
GGCAACUUAUUCGGCUUCAGUGCCAAGGUAUGCCGUAUGUCGCAGAAAAUAGGUCAUUAUGGAAGAAAUAGGCUUUGGGAGAUUUCUAUUUUUGUUGACUUACAUUUUCCUCUUACUUUUAUAUUUAUAAUUAUUUCCUCCCGAACAUUUCAGUUAUUUUUUAUUGUAUGGUGCUAUGUGCUAUGUUAGAUUCAAACUUGAAAUUACUUUUUUUUAAGGAAGUCCGUUUUUUUAGGUAUCGGAAUUCUAUUUUCUUCUACUACAACUAUUUUUCAUUGAGCGAACCUUUAUAUGCUGGACUUAAACUGAACUUAUUUUUCAUAAAGACCUAAAACGCACGUCUCGUCACAACUUAAUAAUCAAAUUACUAUAUGGCUAAAGGUUUUUCAUUGGUCAUUAUGAACUAAAAACCUAGAUAUUUAUUGACGUUUGAUGUCCUAUUCCAAGUGUAGUAUGCCAUGCUAACCACCAACACUCACAGUACAGUUCGUUCCCGGCUACCCAACAAGUCGGACGCAAUAUGUAAAGCCGAAAGUCUAGCAAGCAAAUCCGUCUUGCUGUUACUAAGGCAACGAAUACGACAUUUUGCGUCGAGAUAAAAAAGGUGCUUGGAAAUUUUUUGAAACCCUCUCAACGCCCCUCAAAAGUCCUCAAGAUGACCGAUCCAAAACUCAAGAAUGCGAUUCUGUGGCUGACUGAUCUAUUGGCGAAGCCGCACGGACGCCGGAGUCUUCUUCGAUGGCUUCGUUCCAGUAAAACUUUCAAACCGAAGAAGAAUAUUCCCGAGGGCACCCAUCAGUAUGAUUUGAUGAAACAUGCCGCUGCCACGCUCGGAUCGGGCAACCUACGUAAUGCCGUACAGCUACCGGACGGAGAAGAUCUCAAUGAGUGGGUCGCUGUCAACACUGUGGACUUUUUCAACCAGAUCAACAUGCUGUACGGAACGAUUACGGAGUUUUGCACCGAAGACUCGUGUAGUAUCAUGUCCGCGGGGCCGAAGUACGAGUACCACUGGGCGGAUGGCCAAACGGUGAAGAAACCGAUCAAGUGCAGUGCGCCCAAGUACAUCGAUUACCUGAUGACAUGGGUGCAGGAUCAGCUGGACGACGAAACGCUGUUCCCGUCGAAGAUUGGCGUUCCCUUCCCAAAAAACUUUAUUCAAAUUGCGAAAACGAUUCUGAAGCGACUGUUCCGGGUGUACGCCCACAUUUAUCAUCAGCACUUUUCCGAGGUAGUUCGGCUGAGCGAAGAGGCCCACUUGAACACGUCGUUCAAGCAUUUUAUUUAUUUUGUACAGGAGUUCAAUCUCAUUGAUCGGAGAGAACUCGCCCCACUGCAGGAUUUGAUUGAUAAACUUAUCACGAAAGAUGGCCGAUAAGUCGACCGCAAAGCCGCGAGCUAACAUCAUGAACAUCAGAAUAUUGUUUUUAAUUAGCGAUAUCACCCAAACGAUAUACUGUAAUAUUUUACAUGGUUUUUACAAUCAUCUACUCAUUUCUCGACUCAACAGAAAUAUUUCCUAUGUUUGUACGUUGGUUCGCGAAAGAAUUGAGCACUUCGUCCACUAUUUCACAUUUAUGUUUAGUUAUUUAAUGUGUUAUUUUUAGUUUACGAUACUUUUAAAGCGAUAAAAAAAUGUUAUUUUGUGAAUAUACGAAACAAAAACCCUUUAAGCAAGAUACACAGCAACAAUUCACAAUACAUUUGUAAAUAUUUAUUUGAGACAACAUACACGAGAUCAUCCCGGCUAGGAGGAGAACUUACUUUGAAAGUAAAGCAACAGUUCACGCUCACGCGCGCAAUGCAAUAACAACAGGGUGCCGUCAAGGUGUCAGUCCAAUUCAUUUCGUCAUGCGUCUAUUUUGAUUAAACUCUCAAAUCUCAAACCUUUGUAACUCAUGCUUCUUUGCUCGAGGUGUAGUCUGCCUGCGGUAGUAGUAAUAGCAUUUUCAGUAGCAUUUUAGGUUCAAAGCGUUCUGCAAAACGGUUUGCCCUGCCUUGCUAGUGAUCUCACAAUAAUUGCCUAUUUAUUCAUACUAGAUGGUCUUUGGCAAGUAUCACUGAACCACACAAACACACACACAAAUACACCCACAAUAAAUUCUAAAUGCUCCUUACAUGACUGCAAAGAUCACCAACAGAGGCAUUAUUACGAACUAAUAACAGCUACAUUUAUACAAGUGUAAACGAAUCAAAUUGCAUGAUUUGAUGUACGACGACUGAUAAUUAAAUAUGAAAUGGAAUUAUAAAUUUGUAAAAAAUAAAAGCAAAACAA